This is a messenger RNA of Geosmithia morbida, 837 nucleotides long. RefSeq lists its product as uncharacterized. Gene Ontology annotation, biological process: cell division; positive regulation of protein phosphorylation; signal transduction. Gene Ontology annotation, molecular function: protein kinase activator activity. NCBI's taxonomy places the organism in Eukaryota, Fungi, Ascomycota, Sordariomycetes, Hypocreales, Bionectriaceae. The record is from RefSeq and is a predicted model, not a curated record. The transcript is spliced from 4 exons. The coding region runs from base 1 to 837 and encodes 278 amino acids. Gene Ontology annotation, cellular component: cytoplasm; nucleus.
AUGCCUGCCUCUUCUGCAUUCAACUACCUGAAUCCUCGGUCCCUGGCCGCCACAUUGAAGGAUUACAGUCCCCUCCUACCCAUACCCAUAUACACGGACCACACUAGUGCCCAUGGCAUCCUCCCCCCUCCGCCCGCCGUGCUUGCCACCGCCGCCGCCGUCGCGACCGCUGCUAACCCGAGAACUCUGCUGGAUGGGGACAGUAACCAGCGCACGAAGAACCAGUUUCGCCCGCGCAUGGGCAAGGGCGGCUCUACCAGCUACCAGCUCCGUCAGUAUGCUGAAGUCACGCUCGGCGGAGGGAGUCUGAGGAAGGUUGUCAAGCUGCCUGAGGGGGAGGACGAGAAUGAAUGGUUGGCUGUCAAUAUGGUCGACUUUUACAACCAAAUCAACCUUCUCUACGGUGCCAUCACCGAGUUCUGCUCCCCUCAAACGUGCCCGGAGAUGAAGGCGACGGACGAGUUCGAAUACCUCUGGCAGGAUAGCGAAAAUUACAAGCGUCCUACCAAGAUGCCUGCCCCGGCAUACAUUGAGCAGCUCAUGUCCUGGGUCCAGUCCAACAUUGACAAUGAGCAAGUCCUCCCCAGCAAGAUCGGUGUCCCGUUUCCCAAGUCCUUUCCUGCCCUGGUCCGCCAAAUCUUCAAGCGCAUGUACCGCGUCUACGCGCACAUCUACUGCCACCACUACCCCGUCAUCCGCGAGCUCGGGUUGGAACCCCACCUCAACACCAGCUUCAAGCAGUACGUCUUGUUCAUCGACGAACACAGCCUGGCCAGCGGGAGGGACUACUGGGGUCCUCUCGGGGAUCUGGUCGAUAGCAUGCUCAAGAGUGAUUGA